Microdochium trichocladiopsis is the source of this 855-nucleotide messenger RNA. RefSeq lists its product as uncharacterized. The record is from RefSeq and is a predicted model, not a curated record. Bases 107 to 610 code for a protein of 167 amino acids. The transcript has a single exon. Lineage: Eukaryota; Fungi; Ascomycota; Sordariomycetes; Xylariales; Microdochiaceae.
CACCCUAGUCCGUGUCUUGUCCACACCCAGACAUUUCCCUCGCUGUCCGUGUGUCACUGAUCGUCCUGCCACGCCCACACAUUGCCCAGGCAUCUGAUCAGACAGGAUGCCCGCCCGGCCGCCUGCGAUCUCCGAGCCGAGAAGUGUGACUUCACAUGUAUCAAGGACCAACGCGCAGUUGCUGAAUGUGGCGAGUGGGGGGCACCAACAAAUGCCUAGGACUCGUCACUGGGCUAUGUGUAGCUUGUGCCAAAUCGAUUUUCGCCAACUCAAGAGGGAGGAACCGCAGGCGAUCUCGACUGUUAGCCCUCCAUAUAGGCUUCGAACCACUUUCACUGCUCGCGCUUUUGUUGCUUGGGGCCAGCUCGAUCCCUUGUGGUUUGUCACAGAGAUCCCGCCCAGAACUGGCUGGUUGGUGUUGGACCCCGUCCCCACUCCUCCACGAACGACGGGGACCCUGAGGGGGGAAAAUGCAGUCCGGCCAAGUGUCGUGUUUAUUAGUCGGCAUCGUCAUGUACGUCGAGACACAUUCACACUUCAGAACUUAAUCUGCCUUGUAAAGGAGGUUUUUGUGGCACACAGCACCCCAAAGGUUUGGGCCUGGCCGUGAUCAAGGUUUUAUGUGAGGCGCUGUUUCCUUGUCUCCGUCGUGUGGGGCUGGCUCUAGUCUAGCUUGCACCUGGGCAGGAUCCGCCAGCGGGUGACUCGGGGGUUGAGUGAGCUUGUUGCCCAAGUCGCUGCUGCCACUUCCGCUGCAGGCCAUCGGGCCAGGGCUGCUCGACUCCUGUCUGGUUCGGCGGUUUAAGCUAUCGCGAGCAGAUCGAACUUGACUUGACAUUGCCGCUCCGUAGACGA